UGAUUUGUUCACGAAUUGGACAUCGCUAUACCGGAGUUGAUACAAACGAUGAUAUCUUAUAAUUUCCCAUGUUAUGUUGUAAUGACUAAUACAAAAUAACAUGCAUAACGAACAUUUUUCUCUAGUCUAUUUCCGUGUUAUGGGAACGUUUAAUUUUCCAAUUAUAAAUGUAGCCUGAAUGACGUUUGGAAAAACUCAGGGAAACCUCAUAAUGGCCCAGAGAAAACCGUCUCUUGUUGUUUUGUUUUUAAGUUGCUGGAGUGUCGCCGGAAACUCUGUCUUUUAACUUCUGUUUUCAGGGAUAAGACGUAGAAAGUAUCGACGGGAAGAAAUAGUGGUCCUUUGUUUUAAGCAGCUUCGAGGUAUUGUAAAGGGAACUAAUGAAAUCAUGUUAAGACUACCUGCUAACAACAUAGUAAACAUUCGCUGCACCAAGCUGCACGACUUUAGCUCUUUAUGUUAGCUGCUCUGUAUCUACAGUCUAGUUUUGCACAUAUGUUCAUGUCAGUGUCCGAUUAAUUAGAAGAUUCUUGUUCUUUUAAUCAGUGCCACAGAUGAUUGAAGUGGUGGCAUCUAUGGCACGAGGGCCUGUGUUUUUGGCUGGGGAGGUUUUGGAGUGUCUCAUAACCUUCACAAACCCCAUAUCACAUCUGUCUACAUCUGCCAGCAGUGAGAUGUUGGCUUGGGCCAGUGCUCAGAUUCACUGCCAGUUCCAUGCCAGCGAGAGUCGCGUGGCUCUGCCCUCUCAGGGCACCAAGCAGGACGUGCAAGCUGAGAGUGACACUGUGCUGAUACCAAGCAGAGGUGAACGAGGGCAGUGUGUUCUGGACACACCGCCUAAGAUCUUGUUCUGUGACCUUCGUUUGGACCCUGGAGAGAGCAAGACCUAUACCUAUAGUGAGGUUGUGCCCACUGAUGGUCCACCCAGUUUCCGGGGUCAGGCAGUGAAAUAUGUGUACAAGCUCACGAUUGGCUGUCAGCGAGUCAACUCACCCAUCAAGUUACUGCGAGUCCCUUUCAGAGUUCUAGUGUUACAUGGCAUGCCAGAGCCUCCGUUCCCUCAAGAUGAGGAAGUGGCUCCCUCAAACCCCUUCCUGGAAGAGGAGGAAGGAAGCCGAAGAGAUACAAGACCGCUAGAAAGAGCUCUGGAUAUGCUAAUGAUCACCACCUCACGUCGAUGCCCAUAUAUGUUCAACAUCACAAAUGUGCGGGGAAAGGUGGCUAAGUUCUGCAUCUUUAAGACUGUGUACAGGCUCGGAGAAGAUGUCAUUGGCACCUUCACAUUCUCAGAAGGGGAUAUUCCAUGUUUACAGUAUUCUGUAAGUCUGCAAAGUGAAGAGGAGGUCCAAGAGCAGUACCAGAGACGACCCGGCCAGGCUGUCAGUGUCACUAAUCAUGGCCGACACCUGGAGUCCUGCUUGCACACAGCCUCCAGCCAUUUCUCUCUCCCUGUACCCCUCAACGUUACACCAGGAUUCACCACAGAUAUAGUGACGUUAAGAUGGCGACUGCAUUUUGAGUUUGUCACAGCACGGGAACCAGUGGAGGCACCAGUGGUUCUGCAGAAUCAGUCAGAAGUCACAUUAUGGACUGGGGCGGAGCAUGUGGAUGUGGACACCUUCAGUUGGGACCUGCCAAUCAAAGUGCUUCCCACCAAUCCCACGCUAGCUUCAUAUGUUUCACAGUUCACAGGGACAAACAGCAUCAACAUUUGAGUAUUGUUGGAAGAUCAAAAAAACUAACGAGUUGUUGUUGUGAGAUGUGUUGUUAGCAGUCCAAAUUCUAAAGUAGCUUAUUUUUGGAUUUGUUUUAUUGGUUCAUAUCUUUUGCCGUGCAAUGAGAUGAUAAUACUUUAUUUAAGCUACUUUAACAUUUCAGCCUUGACCAACAGACUGCUUAACCUUAUGUUAAAAUAUCUGUAUUUAUUGUCUAUAUUUCAGUGUAUGCAAAUUAUAAUGACAAACGGUUUGUGUGGUAUUUCAAUUCCUCUAUUACAAGGUAUUUUGUACAUUUCUCUAUAUGCAAAUCAUAACUGAAUAAAAUCUUUUGAGUUA
Ctenopharyngodon idella (grass carp) is the source of this 2054-nucleotide messenger RNA. It is a transcript of the gene rgp1, whose product is annotated as GP1 homolog, RAB6A GEF complex partner 1. The transcript is spliced from 9 exons. NCBI's taxonomy places the organism in Eukaryota, Metazoa, Chordata, Actinopteri, Cypriniformes, Xenocyprididae. The record is from RefSeq and is a predicted model, not a curated record. Gene Ontology annotation, biological process: retrograde transport, endosome to Golgi. Bases 555 to 1715 code for a protein of 386 amino acids. Gene Ontology annotation, cellular component: Golgi membrane; Ric1-Rgp1 guanyl-nucleotide exchange factor complex.